This is a messenger RNA of Eremothecium cymbalariae DBVPG#7215, 2250 nucleotides long. It is a transcript of the gene EPL1, whose product is annotated as Epl1p. Gene Ontology annotation, cellular component: piccolo histone acetyltransferase complex. The transcript has a single exon. Gene Ontology annotation, biological process: regulation of transcription by RNA polymerase II. Lineage: Eukaryota; Fungi; Ascomycota; Saccharomycetes; Saccharomycetales; Saccharomycetaceae. Bases 1 to 2250 code for a protein of 749 amino acids. The record is from RefSeq and is a predicted model, not a curated record.
AUGCCGAUACCCAGUGCGCAGGUGGAUCAGGGCGUUAGUUCCAAUGGUAGUAAUAGUGCGGCUUCGGCGUCAUUGACCAGGUUUAGGCAUCGUAAGAUCAGUGUCAAGCAGAAGCUAAGGAUAUACAAGGCUUGCGACUUGAAGGACUUAGACCACGAUGAGUUGCAACAGCGGGAGCUGCUUGAGAUUGAGACAGGGGUGGAGAAGAAUGAGGAAAGGGAGGAGCAUUUGCAUAAGAUAUUACAGAACAGUCAGCUGAAGACGAAGGAUCUUUAUAUUCCGACUCCCGAUGCGUCGCGGGUAUGGAAGGAGUUUGACCGGUUUUACUAUGGGAAGUUUCAGGAGCCUAAGAAUUAUAUUCAAUUUUCCGCGCAGCUAGAGGAUUGUUGCGGACCGUGUUAUAAUUUGGAUGAGCGAGAUGAGGCCUUUUUGAAUAAUGUGCUCAAUUUUGAAAAUGAGGGGGACAGGCUUUCUGAGUAUGAGUUUGAGAUGCUAAUGACGAAUUUUGAGUCAGCCAUUAAGGAGCGCCAGCCGUUUCUGACCAUGGAUCCUGAAAGUAUACUCCCGUAUGAGGAUUUGAAGCCCACAAUGCUUAAGAACGAUAUAGGAGAUGUGGGGAUUAAGACGGAGUUGGCGGCAGAGUUACAGAUGGAAGCUGGGCAACCAUUUUUAACUAAAUUUGAUAGUCGUACGGGUUCUAAUUCAAGAUAUAUGGGCAUUCUGAUCGAGAAAUAUGGGCUACCUGUCUAUGAAUACUGGCGGCAGCGAAAGAUUGAAGUUGUUGGUGGUUCGGUUAUUCCAUCUCUAAGAGCAGAGCGUGGGAAGGAUAAGGAUGAUAAUGAUCCGUAUUUUUGUUUUCGCAGGAGAGAAGUCAGGCAAACUAGGAAAACUAGGAGAGUCGAUUCACAAAAUAGUCAGAAAUUGCGUCUGCUAUACCAGCAAUUACAAUAUACCAAGGAAUUGGCACUAUUAGUAGCGAAACGUGAAAAGAUGUCCAUGGAUACGUUACUAAAGGAUAAAGAAAUAUUCCAACUCAGAUGCCAUACCAAGUCAUUGAAACGUGAAUUGGGUAUCAAAGGGGAGGAUGAGGAUUUGAUUUCACAAAAGAGACGAAAGUUGGUAAGUAAUGUUAUCACAAAUAAAAAAUAUCUCGUUGCUCAAACUGAGGCAACUUCCCUGAAGAAAUUAAAGACAAAGGGUAAAGAUAGGAAGUUAGCUGUUAAGCAACCAUCAGGAUCGGAUUUGAAAAGACAACAGCUACACUUUCAGAAAUCUGACCAGCAAAGACAAAUGCAACAGCAGCAUCUUCUUCAGCAACAACAGGUUAAUGGUAGCCAAUCACAACAGGAUUCAUCCGUUGUUUCUCAUGUAUAUGUCAAAUUGCCUAGCUCGAAAAUACCGGAUAUUGUCUUGGAAGAUGUUGAAAAGCUUUUGUCUAUGAAGGAAAGAAACACCAAGAGAUUUGUUGAAGAUAAGAUGAGGAGGAGGCGUGAAGAGGAUGGUAACCUAUUUUUUAAUUUAACAGACGAUCCAUACAACCCUGUGUUUGAGGUACAUAUCCCUCCAAAUAUCAAACCAACAAACGCCCCAUUUUCUUCUAUUGUUUCGUCAAAAUUUGAGAUCAAUAGAUCUUAUUAUACUCCAAAUCUACAAGAUUAUAUUGCUGGUGCUUCUAAUUUUGUUUCUGCAUACAAUAAAGAUGGAGAAGUUAUAGAAAAUAUAAAAUACAAGAGAUUAGAAUUCUAUAAUCCAUUUGAAGAUAAACGAGAAUCCCAUACUAGAGAAUUACCAUUGAGAUUUAGAAGACGUAUUGGUCGUUGUGGUAUUGAGUACUUAGAUCGCAAGGAUAUUAACCGAAACCCUAAUGAUAUGAUAGAGCAGUUUAUGGAUUUCUCAAUAAUCAAUGAACAGGAAGAAAAUUCAGAUGUAAUUAACGUCUAUGAUUCCAAACUAGAUGAGUUAUCACGACUUCAUGAACGGUGGAAAUAUGAUUCAGACUAUAAUUCUUACGGUAUCAAAUUUUCAAACGAACCUUCUAGAUUAAACCAAAUAAGUAAUGAAACACAAGUGAUAAGGUUCGGUACCAUGUUGGGCACAAAGUCCUAUGAACAGUUACGUGAUGCUACCUUGAAAUAUCGUCAAAAUAUUAUGGCUCAAAGAAAGAAACUAAUCAACGCGCAGAGACAGCUGCAACAACAACCACAACAACCGCAAUCCCCGCAACAACAGCAGCAACCACAGCAACAAUAG